AUGCCCACUGCAACAUUAAACCAUGUCCCUGGCAAAAGGAAGCCAGAUACGAAUAUCUCCAAGGAUGCCCAUUUGCCGAAGCGACCCCGAAGCAACGAUCCUAAGACUCCAAUACCAGCUCUGCUAGCUCCACACGAAACUAUUGUCGCCGAGCUCAACUCCAAAUAUGACAUCCUACCUGCGUCAGUUAUUUCGUCAACGCAAAUCAAGAACCGCAUCACGCAGGUUGCAAAUCACAUAAUAACUCAAGGCGACCGCCCUCGAGUAGCGCUGCUGUAUGCGCGAACCGGCGACGUCUGCAAGCUUAUCACUGUGGUGGAAAAAUGCAAGCGGAUUGUCAAUGAGGAAGGGAAAGCAUAUUAUCAGUACAACCAGCUAUUCGACCAACCAGAAAAAUCUAAAAGUAAGGAUAUUGUUGAAGAGACAAUCCUUGAAAAGGACGCCCAAGAAGACAACGAUUCCGACAACGAUGAUUUCGAAGUUAUGCACAACAGCCGAUUCGAAGACGCAGUGCUACCUAAGCCCUCUCCACGAUCUGUGAAGUCAAUGAGGGUUUUCAUUUCGACUGUGCCCAUACAGGAACUGAAAAUAAAGAAGGGCGUUACGGUCCAGUCUGGUACAGCCAAGCAGGCUUGA
This is a messenger RNA of Fusarium redolens, 636 nucleotides long. RefSeq lists its product as uncharacterized. The record is from RefSeq and is a predicted model, not a curated record. Lineage: Eukaryota; Fungi; Ascomycota; Sordariomycetes; Hypocreales; Nectriaceae. Bases 1 to 636 code for a protein of 211 amino acids. The transcript has a single exon.